GCCGUGGCGGUGCGGGGAGGCGAGGCAGCGGCUGCGCGCAUGCGUGAGGGCCUCGCCCCUCUCGCCCCCUCCCCCGCCUCGCGCUGUGCGCCGGCGCAGUGCGGCGCGACUCGUGCGAGGGGAAGGGCGAGUCGCGGCUGUCGGAGCAAGGGGGGCAUCCGCGGCGCUCCGCGCCUCCUCCGCCGCCAUGGCGGGCGCGGCACCGGCACCAGCACCCGCACCCGUCGCUACGGCUGAGAAAGUGGAGACCUCGGCGGCAUCGGCCGAGCGACCGUCACUUUCGACGGCAGCGCUGGCGAAGAUGGAACGGAACCGGCAACGAGCGCUGGCACUGCGGCAGGCGCGGCUGGCGGCUCGGCCCUAUCCUGCCGCAGGCGGCCAGCGGGUGAGGGCCCCCGCCAAGGUCGUCGAUACGGGAGGGGGCUUCUUCCUGGAGGAGGAGGAGGAGGAGCUGGAGGAAGGGCCCGGCGGCGGCGCCGGGAAAAUCGUGCAUCCCCCCGCACCUGUACUAGAAUUUGACUAUCUUAUCUGUGGAGACUGUGGCAAAGAAUUCAUGGAUUCGUACCUUAUGCAGCACUUUGAUUGGGCAACAUGUGAUAAUUGCAGAGACACUGAAGAUAAGCACAGGCUUAUAACAAGGACAGAAGCAAAAGAAGAGUAUCUUCUUAAAGACUGUGAUUUGGAUAAGAGGGAACCAGUGCUCAGAUUCAUUGUGAAGAAAAACCCUCAUAAUUCACGAUGGGGUGACAUGAAACUUUAUUUAAAACCACAGGUAAUCAAGCGUUCCCUUGAAGUCUGGGGUAGUGAAGAAUCAUUGCAAGAAGCAAAGGAACUGCGCCGUGGCAACAGAGAGAAGAUGAAACAGAAGAAGUUUGAUAAGAAAGUUAAAGAACUCCGCCGUGCCGUGAGGAGUAGUCUGUGGAAGAAAAAAGCCAGCAUCCACGAACAUGAGUAUGGACCAGAAGAAAACAUUGACGAAUCUACCUAUAAAAAGACAUGUACUGCAUGUGGCCAUGAAUUAACUUACGAGAAGAUGUAGUGAUAAUCAUUCCCCCCCAGUUAUCUUUUUAAUUGUAUUUUGUAUCGAAGUCAAAUAAAUGCUGAUCAUGAACAA
Molecule: messenger RNA, 1114 nt
Organism: Pezoporus flaviventris
Lineage: Eukaryota; Metazoa; Chordata; Aves; Psittaciformes; Psittacidae
Gene: XPA
Product: XPA, DNA damage recognition and repair factor
Exons: 6
Coding region: 188-1039 (283 amino acids)
Biological process (GO): UV-damage excision repair; nucleotide-excision repair involved in interstrand cross-link repair; nucleotide-excision repair, DNA damage recognition
Cellular component (GO): nucleotide-excision repair factor 1 complex
Molecular function (GO): damaged DNA binding
Source: RefSeq, a predicted model, not a curated record